Messenger RNA from Folsomia candida, 3560 nucleotides. RefSeq names its product zinc finger protein ZIC 1. Gene Ontology annotation, molecular function: DNA-binding transcription factor activity, RNA polymerase II-specific; RNA polymerase II cis-regulatory region sequence-specific DNA binding. Lineage: Eukaryota; Metazoa; Arthropoda; Collembola; Entomobryomorpha; Isotomidae. The coding region runs from base 869 to 2380 and encodes 503 amino acids. The transcript has 10 exons. The record is from RefSeq and is a predicted model, not a curated record. Gene Ontology annotation, biological process: central nervous system development; regulation of transcription by RNA polymerase II. Gene Ontology annotation, cellular component: nucleus.
UUACUCCCAGUUGGGCUUCACAUUGAGUCACAGUAAGAGGUUCCUUUUUGGCCCACUUUUUUCCUUUUCCUCAAAGUACCACUUGAAGGGGUCACACUGAGGUUACAACUACCACCGACGGCACACACGCUCAAGUACUUGCUCUCCAAAUGAGAGAGAGAGAGCUACUUGAGACAAAAAUCUCAUAUAGCUACACGAAAUAGAGAUUAACUAUAAAAGUUUGAAAAUCUCCAGGAAAUUUUGGACACGUUUUGGAUUAUUUGCAAAAGUUUAGCAAGGAGAAAGUUACUGGAGAAAGUGGUAAUUUGUUAAAUUAAAUGCGUCAUAAUUUCCAGGUAUUGGCGUGCAAGAGACUCAAUAAUCAUCAGUGAUCAGAUAGUUUCGUACUGUGAACUCUACAUGAGUUAUCGCCACAUGUGGCCACUUCUUAUUCUUCUUCUUGUUCCCAACAUUUGCAACAGUGACCUCAGUCACUUUAGGUGUGAACAGUUAUUUAAUAAUAAUAAUUGCACAUGUUUAUCCAUGCCACGUGGGUGUUAGUUAACUUAAAAAAUUGUUGGUGGAAGAAAGUUAACUGGAAUUUUAAUACCGGCAGAGAAAACGACAAAGUGUUCAAUACAUUUUUUAAUUAGUUUUACGAAAAGUGUAUUUCAUUUCAGUGAUUAGUCAAAUGUUUCUCGUUAGUAAAUUAGUUCUUUAAUAGGAAAAAAGUGUCUUGCAAUUUUUGAUCUCGUGUUUUAUGACAGUCUUUUAAAGUGUGGAAUAAGUUUCACUUCCAGUACAUUUUAAGUGAAGUGAAAAUAUUUAUCGUACGCCUGGAAUUUGCAACUUUUCAUUGUUUCAAUAAAAACGAAAGAAACCUUUCACCAUGUUGAACUCGUUUAUGGACACGCAUCCCUCCAUGGGUCUCAAGUUAUCUCCACCCAGCAUCACCUCCGCUGGUGGAGACCCGUCACACCACCCUUUUCACCACUCCCACCUUGCCCCCCACCACCACCACCCCUCCCACCAACACCCCACUCAAUACCACCACCAACAAAUCCACCAGCCCAACGGCUACCACCACAAUCCGCAAAUGUCCUACGCCGCUGCUCACCUCCUCCGGUCAAGAGAUCUCGGGGCAACUCUACCUCCUGUUGACACACAAAAUGCAAUGUUCGGAGAUACACCGAAUCACCACCAUGUCUUGUUCCAUCCUCCUUUAAUGAAUCAUCCGACCCAUGAUCACAACUCACAGAUGAGACUGGGGAUGGAAGUAUAUGCUCGUGACCAGUUUCAAACAAUGCACUCCAUGUCGGGUGCAUUUUUCAGAUAUAUGCGACCACCUAUCAAACAAGAGUUGACGUGUCUUUGGGUGGAUGUGGAUCAACCGAAUCCUAAAAAACCGUGCAUGAAAACAUUUUGCAGUAUGCACGAAAUCGUCACCCAUAUUACGCAGGUUGAACACAUUGGUGGCCCCGAGAUCACGAAUCAUGCCUGUUACUGGCAAAAUUGUCCCCGAAAUGGGCGACCUUUCAAGGCAAAGUACAAAUUAGUCAAUCAUGUCAGAGUACACACGGGCGAAAAACCGUUCCCUUGUCCGUUUCCCGGCUGUGGGAAAGUCUUUGCGAGAUCGGAGAAUCUUAAAAUCCACAAAAGAACACAUACCGGUGAAAAACCAUUCAAAUGUGAAUACGAUGGCUGUGAUCGUCGCUUCGCAAAUAGUUCCGACAGGAAAAAACAUUCUCACGUCCACACGUCGGAUAAGCCGUACAACUGCAAGGUUCGUGGGUGCGACAAGAGUUAUACACAUCCUUCCUCAUUACGUAAGCAUAUGAAGGUGCAUGGCAAGUCUCCACCUCCAGGGUCAGCCUAUGACUCGGACAAUUCAUCAUCGCCACCUUCACCCCAUCACAAUUCUGCCUCGUCCCCCCCGUCACAGCAGAACAGCAACAAUCAUAACAAUAACCUUCACCAGCAGCAGCAGCAGCAGCAGCAAAAUACGUCACCCACCCACAUUUUGCCAGAUAUCUCGUCCGAUGAGGGAAAUGUUCCGAGGUGGCCGCCCCACUUGCAUCAUCAGCAACAUACAAAACAGGAAGUUCCACAAUCUCAACAGCAGCAACAGCAGCAGCAACUCCAAAGUCAAAACUUGCACGAUUUUCGGUCUCAAUUAGUAUCUGGUCAAGGCCUUCCGCCCGGCGGACUGUUACAGCCGCAGCCUGGCCUUCACCCCUCUCACCACCACCACCCCCACCAUGGGAACCAUCACUUGUUCAGUAUGGCGGCGACGCAACAGAACAAUUUGUCGGAAUGGUACGUAUGUCAGGGAUCAAUACCCACCCCUCCGUCGACAAAUUCCCCCAUCCACCAUCAUCACAUGCCGACGGCUGCUUUCUAGUAAUCUAAAUUGAACUAACUGCCAUUCCAUCCAAUGAUAUGAUCCAACCAUCGGAGAAGAAUCACCUCUUACAAACUAAAUAGCAACAUUAUUUCAGGUCAGGUUGGGAUUAAUUCGUUACUAAUUUGAGACUAUAUUUACAAAUUUACAAAAAUUAUUUACAUCAAAAGGCACAUUGCAAUCGAUCGUUUUUAUUUAGUUUAGAUUUUUUUAGAAGAGUAGUUGCAUCGUAUAUUUCAAGGACUUGUAUGAUUUACUGUGAUCCCUUUUUUUCGAAAACAAUUCUGUUAAGUGCAAUUCAGUAGUAGUUCCGGUUUGUGAAAAAACUAUUUUACAAGUUAAGAAUUUUUUUUGCGGACAGUUUUUUUAGUGUUCCUUUGAACAGGAAAUGUGAUAAUGUGGCUCAGUUAGUUGAACCAAACAACAAAACUAUUUACAUGGCGGAGGAUGAUGAUGAUGUACUAUUACAAAUCAUACUUAUUUAUGAGAGGUAAUCAGAGGUAUAUAGCAUUUAUAGGGUUCAAUCAGGUGAAAAAAUUGGGCAUGAAUCGUCGUCUCACUUGUUGACUUAUGUAAUGUUUUUAAAGCUCAAUUCACGUAAUUUUCAUCACAUUUCCCAAAGACAACAAGGUUCCCUACAUAUAUUUAUAUUUAACUAAUUGUUUAAGCAAAAAGUGACACACAAGAUUUUUUUAUGUAGAGACGAGAUGAGACUUAAUUUUAUUGUAAAAUUGCUUGAACGAGUUUUAUUUAUUUUUUAUUAAAGUACAUUUCAUCCAGUUUAAUCCUGGAGAGAACAGAGUUAAAGACCAAACACAGACUAUUUACAUACAUGAUACGUUUUAUUGAUCGCAUAAGAAUUAGAGAAUUUCCUUGCAUACAAAAGUUGUACAAAAUUAUGUGAAUUUUUGACUAUUCAAGUUGAGAAAGAAUCAGAAUUUACAUAAAUAGUAGAGAGUCGUCCGUAUUGUAAAGUAGCUUUUAACAGAAAGGACACACACAAUUGUUUGUUAAUUCCUCACAUCCAAUCAUCGACGACGACGAUAAAGUAUGUACUACAAACUAUUAUUAUUUACUACUUAUUACCCACUCCGUACAUGUUAACUCAAAUGUCAUCUCAUUAUGUUGAAGAAGGUUGAAGAGAAAAUGAAUUAAAGUUCACUUAUUUAUGAAGAAAUUG